This is a messenger RNA of Ricinus communis (castor bean), 2187 nucleotides long. RefSeq names its product pentatricopeptide repeat-containing protein At1g71060, mitochondrial. Gene Ontology annotation, molecular function: protein binding. The record is from RefSeq and is a predicted model, not a curated record. The coding region runs from base 310 to 1911 and encodes 533 amino acids. The transcript has a single exon. NCBI's taxonomy places the organism in Eukaryota, Viridiplantae, Streptophyta, Magnoliopsida, Malpighiales, Euphorbiaceae.
UUAAACUGAUUUCAACUCCGACUGAGAUUUUAAAACUCGCUACUGUAUCCUUGACGGUCCUGAUCCUAUUUAUUAUUGAAACAGUACCUUUUGUCUCUAGAAAAGUAAACCUUUUUCCUUGAACCAUUACUUCAAUCCAAUUUCAUGUCAAGGAAUUUAGAGCUUAAGCGAUAUUGAAAGUCCCAACUGAGCCUAGCAAGUAAGCAACUGUUGAGGCUUUGUAAAUAAUGACCCUUUUAACUUCUUCCCGUCAUCAAUCACCAAAAAUGUUUCACUGGGAUAGCCGAACCUGAUUUUCUCUCGCGCAGAAUGAGUCACCCUCGAUCUUUGUAUCUUCUAUCAAGAACACUAAAAAGACACGAUCAUUACUCAACCCAUUUAUGUUCUCAACAUCUCAUUAUCCAGUCAUUUAUUAAUUUGCAGCAGGUCAUCAAAAAUCAAACUUUCACUCGUAACUCAAGAGGUAGAGCUUUGUUAAGUCCUCAUCUUAAUUUUCAACGAUCAAUUCAUGCUGAUUUGGAGCAAAACCCAGAAAUUUUUACAGAUAAAAUCAUUGAAGAUACCAGGAAUAUCUGCAGACUUUUAUCAAAAAAUCCCAAUUCAAGCAUCGAGAAAUUGCUCCUUGGUGCUUCUUUUAAGGUAUCACCAGCUUUGGUAUUAGAGGUAUUAAAGAGAUUAAGCAAUGCUGGUGCUCUUGCAUUGUCUUUCUUUAAAUGGGCAGAGAAGCAAAAAGGUUUCAUGUAUAACACCGAGAGCUACAAUGCUUUGAUUGAUUCUCUGGGAAAAAUCAAGCAGUUUAAUAUGAUAUGGAAUUUAGUUAAUGAUAUGAAGCGAAAAGGGGUAUUAACUAAGGAGACUUUUGCAUUGAUUUCUCGGAGAUAUGCAAGAUCGGGAAAAGUUAAAGAAGCAAUGAAUACAUUUGAGAAAAUGGAGAAAUUUGGAUUGAAGAUUGAAUCAACAGAUUUUAAUAGAUUGCUUGAUACUUUGAUCAAGUCUAGGCAGGUGCUGAGCGCACAAAACGUGUUUGAUAAAAUGAAAAUGAGAAGGUUUGUGCCUGAUAUCAAGUCUUAUACCAUAUUGCUAGAGGGUUGGGGUCAAGAGAAAAACUUGUUGAAGUUAGAUGAGGUUUAUAGGGAAAUGAAAGAUGAGGGCUUUGAACCUGAUGUUGUGACUUAUGGUAUUCUUAUCAAUGCAUAUUGUAAGGUUAGGAAGUAUGAUGAUGCAAUUGAGUUGUUCCGCGAGAUGGAAUCAAAGAAUUGCCAGCCUAGUCCUCAUAUCUUUUGUACUUUAAUUAAUGGGUUAGGUUCUGUUAGGAGGUUGAGCGAAGCUCUUGAGUUUUUCCGUCGAUCAAAGGCUAGUGGGUUUGCCCCGGAGACACCUACUUACAAUGCGGUUGUGGGAGCUUAUUGUUGGUCAAUGAGGAUAGAUGAUGCGUAUAGGAUGGUUGAUGAGAUGAGGAAAUCUGGGGUUGGUCCAAAUUCGAGAACUUACGAUAUAAUUCUUCAUCAUUUGAUAAAGGCUGAAAAGACAACAGAGGCUUUUUCGGUUUUUGAGAAAAUGAGCAGCGAGGAGGAAUGUGAGCCCACUGUAAGCACCUAUGAUAUCAUAGUUAGGAUGUUUUGCAACAUGGACAAAGUGGAAUCGGCAAUAAAAGUUUGGGAUCGGAUGAAGGCCAAGGGAGUACAUCCUGGUAUGCAUAUGUUCUCUAUACUAAUUAACAGUUUGUGCCAUGAGAAUAAGCUAGAUAUAGCUUGCAAAUACUUUCAGGAGAUGUUGGAUGUAGGUAUUCGGCCUCCAGCUGCUUUAUUUAGUCAUCUGAAACAAGCUUUAAUUGAGGAUGGAAGGAAGGACACUGUUGUGCUUUUGGCUCAGAAGAUUGAUAAGCUAAGGAAAACUCCGUACGUUUGUUGAGUUCAGUAAGAGAUGCCACAUGUCAAACUAUGCACCUCUAGAUCAUCGGCAACUUCCAAAAACAGCUCAUUCAGUGGACUUGGGUUCACCUAAGAUGAUAUUUGAUGGGGACUCUGUAACAUGGUUCAAAACAUGUGUACAUCUGGCUUAAUGUUACGAAAUUUAGUAUCCUAUUUUCCCUAACAUUCAUGGUGAUCAAGAAUGUUACCGACUUUUAAAUCGUCAGAUAAGUGUCUAAAUUCUAAGAUACAGUUCAUGAUUCAUAUUGCUUUCCUA